AUGAAAGAUUCGAAGAGCGUACGCCCUUUCAAACGACAGACGCCACUCUUACACAAAGCUACGAACAACAAGUCUGCCUCACAAAACCGAUCGCCACCGAGAGAAAAGACUGGUACUGAACCCUCUGGCGUUGACGAUAGUCUUGCUGUUUGUCUGUUUGGUCUGUCGAGAGCCAUGUACGACUCGGAAUACGAAGAGGAGGUGAGGAAACAGGCCGUAAUGAGUGAAGUCUUGCCAGAUGCGAAGAUGUGGGAAAAAUGGGAAAAGACUGAAGCACCGCUCCGACAAGGUCGAGGAUGGUACCCUGCUCUGGACCGUCACUUUCUAGAACUCCUCGUCAUGUCUGAGAUCCACUGCCUGUCUCACCCUCUUCAUCCGAUUCAACAGGGUGCAGGUCAAGUCGAACGCAUUCAUCGGCAUGCGUGUAGAGUCCGACGCGUAGCUUGCGAACGGAUCGGCGCGGAGAGGUUGAAUGCGUACUGCGAGAGGGUCAAAGAAGCCUUUGAAGCGUAUGUGCAUUGUGGUUGGGGACAGAGACAGAUGGGAGAUGCGGGUGGGAUAGUCACGACGGAUGACGAGGCGGAACUACAGGACGAUGAUAUGGAUACGGAAACGGACACGGACACGGACACGGACACGGAUACGAGUCCGAGCAACGGCAAUAAUGGCUUGGAAGGCCCUCAGAGUGAACUCGGUUCCAUCGAUUCGACAUCACAGAUCCGAUCAGCUGGUGGGAGCAUCAAACUCGUCGUGGAAGAAGGAGAGAGCCGAGGGCGAUCCAAAGAAAGAGGUGACGGAAGCGUGCGGAGGGAUCCAGGUCCAGGACCAGAAGUCUCACCUCCACCUUUUUCACCAAGCUCGAUCUUGGCCAAAAAGGCGCUAGGAGAGAUCAACGAAGUGUCGGGUGAUGAUCUCCUGGACGGAUCUGUUGACGAGAUUGACGCCGGGGAAUUGAUGAAGGUUGAUCUGGAUGAUGUAGAGGAAAAUGAUGAACAGGUCGAAGGGUGGUGA
This is a messenger RNA of Kockovaella imperatae, 1011 nucleotides long. RefSeq lists its product as hypothetical. The record is from RefSeq and is a predicted model, not a curated record. The transcript is spliced from 4 exons. The coding region runs from base 1 to 1011 and encodes 336 amino acids. Lineage: Eukaryota; Fungi; Basidiomycota; Tremellomycetes; Tremellales; Cuniculitremaceae.